This is a messenger RNA of Saxophila tyrrhenica, 621 nucleotides long. RefSeq lists its product as uncharacterized. The record is from RefSeq and is a predicted model, not a curated record. NCBI's taxonomy places the organism in Eukaryota, Fungi, Ascomycota, Dothideomycetes, Mycosphaerellales, Extremaceae. The coding region runs from base 1 to 621 and encodes 206 amino acids. The transcript has 3 exons.
AUGCGCUCCUUCGCCAUCGCCGCCGGCCUUUUCGCCGUUGCCGCCCUCGCCAACCCGAUCAACGUUGCCCGUGGCUCCAAGGAGCCCUGCGACGAAGAUGCGGCGCCGUGCAUGACCUACGACCAGGCCACCGAGGUUGCUGCCAACUUCCGUCAGAGCAUCAAGAACUACAGCAACGCGUCGACGAUCGAGCACUUCACCGAGGACUUUGUCGACUACUCUGCCUCCGUCAGCACCUUGAUCAACGGUGGCUGCGUGGAUGGCCCAGUUGACCUCAACGCUCCCACUUUCAGCGGCCGUGAGGACUUCAUGGCCGGCCAGGGUGCCCAGCCCACGAUCCCAUUCAAGAUCCUGAACCUCUACCACACCUGCGACACCGUCGUCAUCCGCUGGCGCUCGCAGGGCCCUGGCCAAGAGCCAGAGCCAGUGACCGGCAUCAUUGUCAUCGAGGCCGAGUACCAGAAGGGCGACAAGCAGAACCCAUGGUUGAUCAAGACCGUCUACUCUGAGUUCAACUCCGGCGCAUGGCUCGUCAACAUUGGCCUGUUCACCCCGACUUGCCCACCCCCGCCACCACCGACCAAGCGCUCCACCCUCCAGGCGCCCGUCCGUAUGUUCUAA